Molecule: messenger RNA, 7090 nt
Organism: Patella vulgata (common limpet)
Lineage: Eukaryota; Metazoa; Mollusca; Gastropoda; Patellidae
Product: TLC domain-containing protein 2
Exons: 5
Coding region: 54-818 (254 amino acids)
Biological process (GO): membrane assembly; plasma membrane organization; regulation of membrane lipid distribution
Cellular component (GO): plasma membrane
Source: RefSeq, a predicted model, not a curated record
GUGGACUGUCUCUAGGUAGUUGCAAUUAGGCCCGCGAUCAAAUAAUUUUGAAAAUGGACGGUGAAGAUUCUUACACGGAAAUUUGGCCUAGCGAUGCGCAGGAACCGAACUAUGCUGCUCAUUUAAUAAGUAUGUCAGCUGUUAUAUUUUUGAUUGUCAGUAAAGUUAUUGUUUAUUUCACGCCGAAAUCCGUGCCUUCGCAAUCUCUGUGGAGAUGGAAAAACAUAACGGUGUCCUUGUGUCACGCUCUGUUAAUCAGCGGAUGGGCUGUGUUUUGUUUUUAUCAGUCUCCUAAGUUGGCGGAGGAUUUGAUUAGCACAUACACUGUUAGUUCCCACAGUUUGGUUUCGGUGUCAUUUGGAUAUUUUGUAUACGAUGUUGUUGAUAUGUUAUUGUACCAGAGGACCAGACAAUCAUUUGAACUACUUGGACACCAUACUGUGAUAUUUUGUGCGUUUUCUAUAGCUGUGUUUACCCGUCUGUAUGUUGGGUAUGCUGUUGUUAGUUUAUUGGUUGAAUUAAACAGCAUCUUCCUCCACAUUCGUCAAUUAUUACAAAUCCUUGGGUACUCCAAGAAUAAUUGUCUUUAUAGAUUAAACAGUCUUAUUAAUUUAGGAACGUUUGUUGUAUUUAGAAUAUCUGUUUUAUCCUGGAUGACUCGAUGGAUUGUGAUUAAUAGACAUCUCAUACCUUUGGCGUUCUAUUCCGUCGGUAGUAUCGGACUCGCUAUAAUAACCGUUAUGAAUAUCGUCUUGCUCUAUAGACUCUUCCGUAGCGAUUUUAUUUCAAAAAAAGAAAACAUCAGCAGAAGAGACUAAAGGGUGGUGUUGAAGUGACAGAAUAAAUGUUUUUUAUUGUGCUUUAUACAUGUAUGUAUGUCUGUGAUUUUAUCGAGUAAAUGAAAUGGGAAGAUAACUCUAAUGAUUUUAGACUUUCCAGCGACUUUAAUUUCUGUUCCAGUUUGCUUGAACCGCUUUCAUAACUUUUAGCAGAUAAUUCUAAAUCGUCCAUAUGAUUAUCAAAUCAGUACAUAAAUGUGUUCAUUUUAUUCAUUAGUGCUUCGAUAAAAGUGUUCAGUCUAUAUUUCAUGACAGAAAACUUCCAAACAACUUGCUUCAGCUACAUAAACCACAGUAACAAUUUUCAAUAGACGUUUUUUUUUUGAUACUUUAAUUGAUGAGAGAGUGCAAACUUUAAACUUUUUAAAGAGUCUUUCUAUUGGCUAUUUUGAGCUUUGCAUUUCGAAAGAAAUGUUUUCUUCGGGCGUAUCAUCUUGCUGUUUUGAUCAAAAGAGAUCUAUUGACAUUUUAUAUCCUUUUUAAAAGAAAAUAUCAAGUUACACAGAUAACAGAAGAAGGUGCAGUUAAAGAUCUUCAGUGAGAAGGAUCGUCUUAAAAAUGGUGUCAUUUAAUUUGCAUAGAAAUUGUGUGGAGUGUUCAGGUAUAUGUAUUAUUCGUUGAGAGUUAUAAUUGAAAUAUCUUUAUAUGUCAGUAUAAUGUUUCAUUGUAAUGCAAAUCCAUUUCUUUCUCAAUUUCUCUUAACUAGCCUUAUAAAAAAUAUCAAUUAUUUUAUAUUUGUAUUCUGAAAUAAAUAUUGGCCUUUGACCUACCAUACUCCAUUUAUUAGGGCAUUCAUUCCCGUCACGUUUUAUAAAAAGAAAUUUUAUUUUUCUAUCUGAAUUUAUAUCCAGUACAUUUCCUCUUUUAUACAAAACAACCCAUAUAAUGACAUUUUUUUUAACACCAGUAUUGUGACCUAUACAAGGGCAUUGGCUAUGUUUAAAAAAAAAAAAUUCAAUUUGUUUGAAAUAUUGCAAGUAAAUCUUCCUCUUGCCUAUAAUUCAGUUUAAUGUAGAGGCUACAUGUAUAUUCUGAUAAAUGCCUUCCUUAUACAAUUUGUAAUUUCCAAUAUUGAGUGCUAUCUACAUCCUUCUCUAUGAGGUCAAACCAAUCUAAUUUAAAGUUCUCAGGGUUUUGAUAAGAAUAUCUUGUUUAAAAUUUGAAACUGAAAGUUUUUGAAAAGAGCAAACAAAUGAUGUUUGUUCUUAAAUGGAAAUAGGAAGCAAAUACUUUUUCUAGUUGUACCUAAGGAAUGAAAGUUUAAAUUGGUGAUGUCCAUAAAACAUUAUCUACAUUGUGUACAAUGUGAUAUUUGUAUUCAUUGAUGACGCUGUCAUGUUGUCUGUGUGAAACCGCCCCAGAAAAGGCUUACAUUUUUAUACCUUUACUGUCUUGCUGUGUCCAGUGUAAACUCAGCAGAAAUAGUUUAUCAAUUAAUCAAAAUUAUACCGAGAAGAAUUUUUUUUUUUUUUUUUUUUUUUUUUUAAAAAGGUCUUUUAUUCUGUGUAGUGUAUAUGUAUAUAACGUUUAAAAUGGCAUGAUAUUACCGUCUACAACCAAUACUCCCAAAUUCGCAUUUUCAUAUGACGUUUUUAAUUUCUAACUUUUUUUUAAUUAAAAAUAUUUUGCUACAUUUUCAAUUAGUUUAUGGCAAUAGGACAUGAAGGUUGAUGUCAUAUGUUAGCCUGUAAUAAAAUAAUAAUGGUAGCCUAAAAUGAAAGUUCUUUAACAACUGUGACAUGCUCAAUUAAAUGAUAUGAUUUUGAUAGAAUGGUCUGUAUGAAAAUUUUGAUAGAAAUGUAUAAUGGUGUAUGUUGUGGUGUGUUUGAUAGAAAUGAAGAAUGGUGUAUGUUGUGUGUAUGAUAAUUUUGAUAAAAAUAAAAUGCUGUGUGUAUGAUAGUUUUGAUAGAAAUGUAGAAUGCUGUGCGUAUGAUAGUUUUGAUAGAAAUGUAGAAUGCUGUGUGUAUGAUAGUUUUGAGGGAAAGGUUGAGUAAUGUUUAUGAAAGUUGUGUUGUAAAUUACGAUGUACGUAUAUAUUUUUUAUUAUGUUAAAUGAUGAUAAUCAACAAACCAUACUACUGUGAUUCUUAUUUUUUUUUUUUUAAUUCUUGAUAUUCUGUUGUUUAUUAUUUCUCUGUUAUUGUUGAUCAGGAGGCAUUAUUCACAAACAUUUUAAACUGAAACAUUUUGGACCACUUACUACUCUCCAAAUGCUACUCAACUUGUUGUUAUUGGGGACAAAUCUCUUCAAAGAAAAGCCUAAGGCUCCCAGCCAAUUGAAUAACAAUUGACAAGGAACAGCUUGUUUCAUGGACAUUUGUGCAUCGAUAUUUUAUGAGGCCACAGUUCCAUGAUAGUGCCAGUGAUGUCAGACUUAGUUCCUGGUCCAUAUAUUUCAGAUAGCACCAUGGCAUACACAGAAAACAGUCUGACCUAAAGAGCUAAAAUAUUUCAGGAUUUUUUACCAUUCAGCCAAUCAAAUGGAAUCAAAAGUAGCCUUAAAAUAUUUCAUUUUUUAAGUUUUUGUGAAUCUGCCACACCAUUUCACGUUAUAUUAAUGUCCUGUAAAUUUGUAUGAUAUUUAUGUCUUCAUUGUUUUGUUUAAAGGUAGAAUUUAGCCCAGGUCAUGACAAAUAUCUAUUGAUGUAUAGGUGUUCUAUAUUUAUGUACAUGAACGUAAACGAUUUAAUAUAGAUAUCCCACACUAAAAGACAUUUAGUAUGGUUGAAUGGUCGAGAGCGAGACAUUAAGUAAUAUAUUCAUACUGCAUGAGCCAAGUGUUGUUUCAAUAUAUUACGCAAUGUCUUUAGCUCAAGACCAAUAAAUAACUUAAAAUACAGGCACUAUCCCGCAAAUGCUUUUCAUUGAAAUAUGUCACGGGAGUCCAAUAUUUCAUCUAGUACAGAUAAUGUACGAUUGGCAAGUUGCCCGUACAUUAUUGGAAAUAAUGGUACGCCAACAUUGAAGGAUGACGUCACAUCUGUAUUUUAAAUAGGGCAAAUUAUUAUUGGCCGGUAGGUUUAUUGUGUCUUUGAAUAGAUUCAAAUAAAUUUUGAAGAACAUUAAAAAAGUUAAAGCUAGUUUCAUUUUCAUUUCAAUUUAAAUUAUAUUUGGCUUCAUGAUUACUUAAAAAAGAUAUUCAAAAACAGCCUGCUAUAUCAAAGAUUGGUUUCCCAGUUUCUGUUGCAUGAAAUUUGAAAUGAUGGUCUUUUGAUGUUUUAUCGAUUUUGUCUUCCUGAUGUCUCUUAGACCUUUUCACUAUUAAAAGCAUUAAAAUUCUAUUUCUUGCCUAACAUUUAUAUUCAAAUUGAAAUUAUUUUAAUGACAUUUGUCAUAAUUUGAAUUAUAUCAAAUUAACAUUAUACCAUUUAAGUAAGAAAUGAAAACAUUAUCUGAUAAAUGCGAAUCCAAAUGGUUCUAUUUAAUGACGUGAUAUUCCAGAAUUCGAUUAAAUGUGCAUGACUGGUACACAUGUGCAGUGAUAUUACAGAACUUAGAGUUACUCGUAUACAUGUAUAUUUCUUUCCUAACCUCAAUUACAUUUAUAGUAAUGGUAUAUAUUUAUAUUUAAAAGUAUAUUUAUAUUUAAAGGUAUAUACAUGUAUUACAGUUUUAUAGCCAGCAGCAUUUAUUACAAAAUUCAACGUAAUUAGCCAUUUUGUUGCCUAGCAAUCUGGGCUACCUCUAUUUUAUUUAUACAAUUGUCUACUUUAAUGGAUUAAAAGUAUAUGAUAUUAUUAGUAGUAAGGGUGUCUGUACAGGGAUGAUUCACAUAUUGAUCCUGUGACCUAGUUAGUCAUGAUGGAGGGAGGACCCCUAUGACCUAAUUCAAGAGAAAGAGAGGCACUGGGCGAGGAGAAGUAAGAAAGACAAGGGAGGAAUGGGACUAAGGGAGGCUAAAACUCUCUUUGCAUUGAAUUCUUCAGGGCUGUUGUCCUAUCAUCCUAGAAUGAGAGGGUUUGUGUCUUCCUAGUAGGAACACUUUUGAUUCUCAGACCACUGUGGAACAGGUUUCUUCUGGCACUUGACAAGAUGUUUGCUCUGUCUGUGGCAGGUGUUCCCAAUGUCCAUCUUGUUUGAUCAUCACCAUCUUAAACCCUGCAACCACCUUCCAGUACUUUCUCAGGGUUUACACGAUGUCUUCCCUCCAUCGUUGUUCGUCUCCCCACUUCUCGAAUCGAUCACUUGGAUCGUCCAUCAUACUUCCAAGCACGCUAUCGAUGUCUUGUAGUUUUGGCUAGGCCACGCAGAGGCAGUGACAAUAAAGGGUAGGCACUCCUCGCGCUGCCUUUCUUUUAACACGAAAGUUAGGCCUUUGCAGUCUUAGCUUUUCGACUAUAUCCACAUCCUCUGCUGGUUCACAUCUUCCUGAGACACGAAAGUCAUUAUCCAUAGGGGGUAAAUAUUGCUUUGUUCUCCAUCUUUAUUAAAUUGAAUGAAACGCUUGUAAUACACGAUUUUAUACUUUUUGUUCUCAGAGCGUGUCCAGAGACGUCAGUUAAGUGAUCUUGCAAUCUUGAAAGUAUUGGAAAUGAGAAGAGGUUCGAUGUGAUUGACGUUUCGUACGUUCUCCUUCAUUGUGACGUGAUUCAACUGUUGGGAGGUGCGAAAAUUUAGGGUGAUUCCCCAAAAUAUGCACACCCUUUUUUUUUCAUCAUUCUGCGGGUAUGAUGUUCUCACCAUCAGUAGCAAGAAAAGUCAUAUCAGGAUGACAGGGAAACAGCCCUUUUCAGUGCAAUGCAAACAGAGUUUUUCCCCCUUGUCCCCUUUCUGCUUUAUUCUUUCACCUUCUUUGCGCAUGUUCCUCUCAUUCUCUCCUCUCUUUCUCUCAACCCAAUGUCACAUCUAACUGGGUCACAGGGUCAUCAAGUGAAUUACCCCUGUACAGAUGCCCUUACUACAUGUACUUUAUUGUGUUUUAAGCUGGGUUACAAUUUGUCACUGUUGAUUAAUUUGAUUAUAAAACAGCUACUGUUGAUCAUAAAACAGCCGAGGUUGAUUAUAAAAAAACAACUGUUGAUUAAUCUGAUAAUGACACAGCCAAUGUUGAUUACAAAAAAGUUACUAUUGAUUAAUUUGAUUAUAAAACCACCGCUGUUGAUGUUUUUUUGGUUAUAAAACAGCCACUGUUGAUUAACUUGAUUAUAAAACAGCAACAGUGAUUAUAAAACAGCAGCAGUGAUUAUAAUGCAGCCCCUGUUGAUCAUAAAACAGUCAAUGUUGUUUAUAAAACAGCUGAUGUUGAUUAUAAUGUUGAUUAUGAAACAGCAACUGUUGAUUAAUCUGAUAAUGAAACAGGCAAUGUUGAUUGUAAAACAGCCACUGUUGAUUAAUUUGAUUAUAAAACAGCCACUGUUGACUAAUGUGAUUAUAAAACAGGGUUGUUUUAAACUUUUUAUGAAUAUUCUUAUAUUAGUUAUUUCAUUUUUAAACAUUGACUUUGGAAAGCUCAAUUUCAAUAGACUACUAUGUGUGAUAAAGUUAGAACUGAGAAAUUGGUUCUAAAGGUUAUAGGUGUUUUAUUGGGAAGCUAGAUACUUUAAGAAUAUUUUAAGAUUUUUAGCAGACCAAAUUUUAUGAGUUUUGUACAAGAUAACUGAUAAUGGUUCGUGUUCAUGUAACAAGCAUUACAAUAUAGUUAAUAUACACAAAGUUACAUUCUAUUAAAGCUCCAUGUACCCAGCAUUACAAUAUAGUUAAAAUAUAGUUACACAUAGUUACAUUCUAUUAAAGCUCUAUUUACCCAGCAUUACAAUAUAGUUAAAAUACAGUUACACAGAAUUAAAGGUCUAUGUACCCAGCAUUACCAUAUAGUAAAAAUACAGUUACACAAAGUUACAUACAAUUAAAUGUCCAUGUAAACCCAGCAUUAUAAUGUUAUAACACAGUUACACAAAGUCCAUGUAUCCAGCAUUAUAAUGUAGUUAAGAUACAGUUACUCAGAGUUACAUUCAUGUAUAUACAUGUACCCAGCAUUACCAUAUAUUUGUUGUAAAUAUUUUUUUUUACUUCAGGGAUGUUAUUACUUGACAUUCAGCAAUGUGCUUUUCUUUUGUGACCAAACUACUACAGUUCAGGUUCCAUUAAACUUUAUUCUUUAGUCACAGAUCACCGCUCUCAAGAAUAGCACCUGGCUUUGAAAGAUUAAGAAAAAUGUAAUUUGUAUUAAAAAUGUUUUUAAAAUAUUUCCCCCCAAAAAAAUUGAAACUUAAUUAUUUUAAAACGUUUAAAAAAAAACGAAACAAAUAAAU